GAGGACAGCACAGCACAGCACAGUGGGGCUGACAGGUAUGAUUGGCAAUGUCUGGGGCAGAGGAUGACACAAGUGGAGUUUCAGUUGGACUCGAGAGUUUAACUGUAGAAGGUGCGUCUGAAGUUGGGGCCAAAGCUCUGCCACGUGAAAACUCUUCUCAAACAAGUGAGCCUUCAGAGUACAGUCCCAAUCAAGUACCAUCUGAUAAUUUGAAUAGAAUCCAUCAGGACAAUAUACACCAGGCUGGAGCUCUGAAUGAACGAGAUGAGGCUGCAAUAAAAGUUCUUCUGCCCACACAAGACUCAACGGAAAACAUAUCUGAUGAGACAUUACAUCUCGAAUCAGAACCAGAGAGAGAUCCAGGAUUGGAUGGACAGACAUCAGCUGAGGAGAACGUUGAUGAGCAUUUGGCUUCUGAUAAAACUAGAGCUUGGGGAUCCUGGGGAACUUGGGGAAAGUCACUGUUGUCCUCAGCAACAGCAACUGUUGGUCAUGGACUAAGCACAGUAAUGGAAAAAGCAGAAGCCUCCCUCAAAGUACACAGUAGUGCGCCAGUAUCUGAAGAGAAGAAAUCAACCAAGUAUGAAGAAAAUCCUUUUGCAGCAGAUAAUCCAGAGGAAUCGUUUCCUGGAGAUGUUCCACCCGCCUCCCCCACUGCUUCAUCUCGUGGUAUGCUGUCAACCUUAUCUAAUGUUGUUCAAAACACGGGUAAAUCUGUUCUCAGCGGUGGCUUGGAUGCUUUAGAAUUCAUUGGUAGGAAGACAAUGAAUGUCCUUGCGGAAAAUGACCCUGGAUUCAAGAAGACAAAGAUACUACUGCAUAAAACUGCCACGUUGUCCCAGAUGUUGAGAGAAGCAAAAGAAAAAGAAAAACGACAGGUCACUGUGGAGAAGGCUGCUCACUAUGGAAUGCUUUUUGACGAGUUUCAGGGUCUUUCUCAUUUAGAAGCUUUGGAAAUUCUAUCCAAUGAAAGUGAAAUAAAGGUUCAGUCAGUUUUGAUGUCCCUCUCUGGAGAAGAAUUAGAGAUCCUGAAACAGAACUUGAUCAGCAUUCGUGAUGUCUUCAUACAAAAUGAAUUAAAUCCUGAUGAAGAACAAGAGGAGGAAAAUGAAAUACAGCAAGUGGCUGAAAUUCCAGCAGAUGAUGAACAGUUUGUGAGCAUGUUGACAGAGCUCCUGUUUGAAUUGCAUAUUGCUGCGACACCAGACAAGCUGAACAAGGCAAGAAAAAAGGCCUAUGAUUGGGUAAAAGAGACCAAAUCAUUCUUGGCAGCAGAAACUGAAGAGAUUACGGCCCCAGAGUCGAAAAAGGAAGAAGACAUCAAUCAAACCAAAGAAACUCAAAGAGGCAAAGCAGCCAUGGAGGAUGUUUUUCUGUCAUCUAUUGAGAGUCUGGCUGAGGUAACGGCACGCUGUAUUGAACAGCUUCAUAAAUUGGCUGAGUUGAUUCUUCAUGGGCAGGAAGUGGAGAAGCCAGCACUGGACCAGGCUAAAAUCCUUGCCAAGUUAACUGUUGCCAUGUGUAAGGAAGUGACCUCACUCUCAAAGAAAUUUGUUUCCUGUUUGACUGCCGUAGGGGCGAAACAGAAAGCAGAAGUUUUAAUGCCACAGAUUAAUACCAUCACACUCCAGGGUGCUAACAGUAGCACAUACAUCGAGGGUGGAUUUCAGCUACUGCUUCCAAUUCUUCAGGUCUCACACAUCCAGAUUACCAACAGCAAAGCAGACAAAUGAACUCUGGGGAAUAUGGGGACCAUUUUUGUAUUCCAAACACUAGAAUUUGAAUUUCAGAUGGCCUUAGUUGAAUAGACAGCAGCCUGAUUCUUCACAGGAUUGCCACAAAAUUAUAGAAAAGUCACUACAAGUAUUUUGGGGAUUGAAAUGCCAGUCAUCUUCACUAUAAAAAUAGCCUUUUCAUAAAAACUGGUGUAUUUGUUGUACCCCAUAACAUUUACAUUGACACUAAAAGUAUGAUAGUGAUUUACAGUAUAUAAAAUAUUUUGGUUCUAAAUAUACUGUCUGAAGCUGAGAACUUGGAACAAUUUGUAGCUAUUUAAAUCAUUACUGAAUAUUAGUUUCCAAUUGCAUGGCACAAAAACUGCACUUUGUAAUCUUUCAGUUUGCUUUAUUUCUAACUAUUUAAUCAAAAUGGAAGUGAAAAGCAUUAGUUAAGCUUGAUCCCUAACACUGUAUUGGUUACUUCACCAAUUAUUGCUUUUGUUUUUACUUUGUAAGGUAACAUUUGACCCUGUUUGAUUACCGAGUGUCAUUUAUUACUACAGUGGAAGCCGGACACAUCGGGGCCGACUAUUUUGUCCGGCUUAAGUUACAUCUGAGAGAAACCAAACUUCCAUUAACUCUUCCUGCCCAGUAGAGGAGCAGCAGCACCUCCUCCCUCCCAUCACCAUUUCCACUGGAUAGAAAAUUAAUUGGAUCAAUUAGCAGUGGCUCCGAUGUGAUUGACAGCCAUGGAGCCACAUGUGAAUGGAUGGGCUCCAGCCAUUCACAAGCGGCUCCAACGGUCAGUCAACCACGAUUUGACUCCUCACAUUCUCUCUUUUUCCCCAGUUCCUCUGCCCCCUCCCUGAUUGACAGCCCAACUCUAGCUGCUCAUGAAUAGCUGGAGUCCACUGUCAAUCAAUUGCAAUUUGAUUCCUCCCAUCUCCCUCCUGGAGCCACUCGUGACACCGAAGGCCCGAAUGAGUACAUUCAGUAGUGAUCAGCGCAGCAUUUUGACCGGAAUAACUGGAUUGUUUAUGCCGAAUUAACCAGCAUAUUUAAAACGGGUAAGAGUACAAAUGAAUCAGGUCCGGGCAUUUUGUCGAAUUUGUACGACGUCUGAGGUUAACCGGCGCCCAGCUUAAGCAGCUUCCACUGUAUAAAGUUGAAAGUAACUCAGCCCCAUGCUUUAUAGUAGGGGAUUGUGAAAGUUAUCUGUAGUGAAGUAUUUAUAAUUUUAUCACAAUUGGAAAUGGGCUUUAAAAUGUACAGAAUUGGUAAAAUUUACACAGAACCGAGGUGGACCAACACUGAAGUAUGGAUUCCUUUGGUGGAUCCCUUUGAUCUGAUUGGUUAGGUGUAGUUUUUCUAUGCGAUAUACACCUAUUUAUUUUUAACUAAUGUGUGCAAAAUUAAUGGUUACUAUUACAUGUUUAAACUGCUUUAAGCCUUGCUAACAUUUUUUGCAUUCCAAAAGUAGAAUGUGUGUCAGUCAGGCUCAGUUGGUAGUUGUCUCUCCGCUAAUUCAGAAGGCUGUGGGUUCAAGACCCAUAUUGGGACUUUGAACUGGUAUAGUCUAGGCUGACACUCCAAUGAAAUGCUGGGAGUGCACUGCAUUGUUAGAGUUGCUGUCCUUCGGAUGAGGCAUUAAAUGAAGGUCCAGAAUGCCUUUUCAGGUUAAAGAUUUGUGGCAUUAUUCGAAGAGAAAGGAAUUUCUACCAGUGCCUUGGCCAAAAAUCCUCCAAAUAAAUCAUUCGAUGCAUGACUGCGUUUUACAAAAACUCCUGAAAAGCACUUUGAGACGUCUUCCUGACAUGAAAGGUGCUAUAUCAAAUAAGUGUUGGACUUUAACAUGGCAUUCAAAAAAUAUUCUCUGCAAUUUGUACUUAAAAAAUUAAGAACACAUUAAAAGACGAAUUAAUUACUGA
Callorhinchus milii (elephant shark) is the source of this 3646-nucleotide messenger RNA. Its product is annotated as protein NOXP20. Bases 48 to 1733 code for a protein of 561 amino acids. The record is from RefSeq and is a predicted model, not a curated record. The transcript has 14 exons. NCBI's taxonomy places the organism in Eukaryota, Metazoa, Chordata, Chondrichthyes, Chimaeriformes, Callorhinchidae.